AUGCCCACCAACGACGACAUUCCUCAAGCCAAUACACAACGAGACCCCAAGUCCCGAAAGUCUCAGGCAAGGGUCAUCCGUCAACGACUAGCAGAGGCGGCACUGGGAAGUCGUGGAGCGACAUUCUUCGCAGAAUGCGUGUGCGGGCGACAGCUGAACACAGAAGGCACAUACACCGCCCAUAUCCGAAAAUGCACGGAGUUCAUCGCCUUUAGCGCCCAGGCGGUGGAAGAAAACCGGAGAAGACUGGCAGCUGCGGACCCGGAAAGGCUCGACGUCCAACACGGCCAACAUACGAGAAAGCGACGACGAUUAGAAGGGACGCCUCCGGCACCAUACUGGCUUGAUAGGAACAACCUGGACGUGGACUACGGCUCUGACGACCUUCACCUUAUAGAGAAGGAUGAUCUGGAUGGGGCGAGCUCGACAAUUGACGACUCAGAGGAGAUAAACGACCAGGACCCUCAGCUAGCAUCGCCAUCCUCAGAACACGGUCGAGGGAAAAGGAAGCCAAAGUCCAUCUGGCUUUCUCGAUACGCUGAUUACCUCCCAUCAUCUACCGUUCCAUUUACGAUUCCCGGACCCGCCCAGCGCCAACCUGCGGUCACCGCUCAAUCUCGUACCAAUCCCACCGAGGAACCCUCUUCGGAACCCUCUUCAUCCGCCCAGCCUCCACCCGAAUUGCAAAUCCGCGAAACAGCUCGCAAUGCGUUUGGCCUGUACAAACGUUUUAAGACUGUGGAAGACCAACCUCACGACCCCGACCUAUUCGUCACUCCCCCCGACCUACACGACGACGAAUCGGCCCCGAUCCCUCCUCCGGAGCAGCUGGGCAGCGAUACCAAUCCCCUUCAUCCUUACCCCAACCUAAGCUCAUUUCUGCUCUCGGAGUGGUGGUGGAAAGAUAGGGAGGGUAAGAGUCAACGGGAUUUUAUGGAGCUUAUCUCAAUCGUGGGCAACGAAAACUGGGAUGCCGCCGGUGUUCGUGAUGCAAACUGGGGGAAAAUCGACAGGGUUCUUACCUCGGGAACUCGACCAGACGACAAGGAGGAAUGGGUAGACGAUGAUGGCACGGCCUGGGUCACUGGCGAGGUCACGAUCGACGUACCUUUACGGUCCAAGCACACCAAACGCGGAAGCAUCCCAUACACGAUCCCAGAUUUCACCUAUCGUCCUCUGAUGUCUGUCAUCCGGGACAAGCUUUCUGACGCAAAGGACGGAGACAACUUCCAUUACGUCCCUUACGAACUCCGUUGGAAGCCAGGUGAAAGCAAGGAGAACGUCCAAGUACACGGCGAGCUAUACACAUCCCCAGCCUUUCUCGACGAAUACGAGAAACUUCUCCCCGCCGGUUCCUCUCUUGACUUUGACGCGCGACGUUCUCGGAGCGUGGGAAAGGUCACGAGAAUUCGAGCCAGAAAUUGUCCAGUUUCUCGUGACUUGCAAUCACGUGAUCUGGCGCGCGCGCGCGGCCUCGCGGCUGUGCCGGAACUCUCGGAUCCGCCGGAUAAUCCUGUGGACUUUAGACGCGCGCUUGGCAAGCUGUCAAACGGGUCUCGUAUUGUGUAUUCGAAUCGUUCUCGAGUACUCUAG
This is a messenger RNA of Coprinopsis cinerea okayama7#130, 1593 nucleotides long. RefSeq lists its product as hypothetical. The coding region runs from base 1 to 1593 and encodes 530 amino acids. The transcript has 4 exons. The record is from RefSeq and is a predicted model, not a curated record. Lineage: Eukaryota; Fungi; Basidiomycota; Agaricomycetes; Agaricales; Psathyrellaceae.